Pollicipes pollicipes is the source of this 1604-nucleotide messenger RNA. Its product is annotated as zinc finger protein OZF-like. The transcript has 7 exons. Bases 15 to 1604 code for a protein of 529 amino acids. Lineage: Eukaryota; Metazoa; Arthropoda; Thecostraca; Pollicipedomorpha; Pollicipedidae. Gene Ontology annotation, molecular function: RNA polymerase II cis-regulatory region sequence-specific DNA binding; DNA-binding transcription factor activity, RNA polymerase II-specific. The record is from RefSeq and is a predicted model, not a curated record. Gene Ontology annotation, biological process: regulation of transcription by RNA polymerase II.
UGCAUCAGGCAUAAAUGCACCAUGUAAAAGACAGAAGAAUGUCUUCAUCACACCAGUCAAGUGCUGAGGAGGAUGAUGUGUACAUUGCUGGUUUGGACUGUGAAGAUGAUCCACUGUAUAUUGGAGAACCACUGGCAGUUGGACAAGAAGCGGUGUACUCUCUCCGCUGUGGUGGGAAUGACAGUGGGGUAUUUGCGAACACCUACGACAGCGAUUGUUCGAGUCCUACUGCGUUCAUACUGCCAGACGAUCCCCCGGAUGUUAAACCCGACCUGAUAACACUCACAGAUGAGGAGGAACCAACGGAAGGGACGAUGACUUCAGCUCGUUUGCUCGGUGCUGCAUGCCAUCCUGGCAGCGGGAAAGGUCAGUGUUUAGAAGAAGACCCACUGGCGCAAAACGCGGAAGCUCACCGCCAACAACCUGCCGUGAAUGUCCGCCCUUUUCUGCAGCCGCGCCUUGGACGGGCAGAAAGGCGGCGAACCGCGCGGACAGCUGAAUGCUCGUCCCAUUCAGAUACGGACAAAGAUACUGCUGGCUCUGGUGUUAGCAGCGCGCCGUCCGACGAAGAAAUGGCAAUGUCCAUGCAUGCUUUUCACUUGAUCACAAAGAUGUUCAUCUGCGGGUUUUGUGGCCAAUCUUUCCGGGAAAGGGAGACGCUGAUCAAGCACGCCGCGCGCCACGGUAGUGAGAAAUCCUUGUGCAGCGUGUGCGGGGAGACGUCAAAUGAAAGGCAUACCAGAAGCACUGAUGGCUAUGAUCGCAAUGAUGGAGAACCGUUUAUUUGCGAAGCGUGUGAAAAGCCUUCCAGCGGAGCUGGUUCAUUGGUAAGGGACUCUUUAGUCACAACCGGCGUAGGAAUGUUCCAAUGCGGUUCUUGUGGAAAAUCUUUUUCGCAAAAAGGGAAUCUGGAUGUUCAUGCACGCACUCACACUGAAAAUAGGCGGUUUAGUUGCGGAGUUUGUGGAAAGUCGUUUUCUCGAAAGUCGGCGGUGAAGGCGCAUACGCUUUGUCACGCUGCUGAGAAGCCGUUCAAGUGCAGUAUGUGCGGCAGGACGUUUAGUGAAAAGAAGAAUUUGGCGUGUCACGCGCUGACCCACAAAGCUGACCAACCAGCCGCUUGUGAUGUAUGUGGCAAGUCCUUUUAUCGAAGGAGUCUUCUGAAAUCGCACGUCAUCGUCCAUUCCGGGGAGAAGCCGUUCAGCUGCGACGUGUGCGGCAAGUCGUUUUCUCGCAAGCCGCACCUGCGUGUUCACGCGCGCACCCACACCGAGGAGAGACCGUUCCGCUGCGUAGAGUGCGGCAAGGCGUUCCGGCGAAAGGAUCAUCUCACGGAUCACGCCGUGAUUCACACUGGCGUGAGACCGUUCAGCUGCGGCGUGUGUGGAAAGUCGUUUUGUCGGAAAGCUCACAAGGAGAUGCGCACGCCGCGUAUCUCGCACAUGUGGGUCCACGUGGGGCUCACCACGCAGUCUCGAGUCGAGCAGGCCACACAGGUGCUCGCUAUGCCGCACAGCAGUCCGCCUCCGAAAACAAAGCGCGGCCUUCUGGUGGGCGCCGGAUAUGGCGUCUCCGCCACCGAGACCAGCGAGGUGGGCCGAUGA